CGCAUCGUUGCCAUGAGUUGUGACACAUCUACGUCUCCCGCGCCGCUCGUAGCCGCAUCCGAUCCAGCAUUAUCCCACCAAUGGCGCGAUCCUGUCACAUGGCCCAGCAUUUCCCCAGCAAUGGCGCGAGUGCUUACGCGGUGAGGCAAUCUACAGCGCCGCGCGCCCCUCUGCGUGCGUCCUCCACCCGGUGUCACAGCGCGGCCGUCCAGCGCGCGUUCGCGCCCUUCACGUGUUCGAGGGAAUGCCCGGCCGGAGAACCUGCGCAGUGUGCGCGCGCGGAUGUCCGCCGCGCAGGCACAACGCCGGCGAUCUCCAUCUCUGGCGUGGACUGAUGUGGUAGGCCCGCCCUGGUGCCACGCUCAGUUCAGGUCCGAGCUGGUCGGCGCACAGGUAAAGAAGGUGAUUUUGUACCACACAUCUUGCCUCCCGCCCUGGCCAGAUUACACAUGUGUGCACACCAAGUGAAUGUGUUGUCUGGUUACGGUCCUGCUACCUUUGGAGCUUUGAAGUAUCUUGAUCCUGAGCAUACAUAUAGUUAAUGUCCUACUCUAUAUGCCAAAAUUUGUUGCUAGCUAGGAGUAAAAGGUUGCACAUACUUAACACUAAAGCAUCUCAAUUAUGAUCAGUGCCAAGCAAUAACAUGGCCCUUCGUGAUGUUUUGUCCGGCACUGCUUGUACCAUUUCUCCUGUAUGCAUGUGCGUCCAGAGAUUCCAGGCUGCUAUUGGCCCUAUACCUAUUCUUAUUUCUGUUCUCUGAGCUCAAAUACCGUGAAAGUGCCCAAUAGUUGGUAUGUUACAUCAUAAGCUAGUAUUUUGUACAAGGCUGACAGCUAUGUUAUGUUUGAUUAGUAUAAAGAGGCCGCCCAGCCAAAUACAACAUUAGCUGAUGCAGCUAUGGGCCCAAGACUUGACUCACGGCCACCAUAGUUCCACCCCUGUGCAGACCCCGCUUCAAGCUGACAUGAGGGCCAUGCACGUCAGUUAAAGGGAUUCUAGGGUUAGUUGGGGAACUUAGCUGUUUUUAGUGCAUACUUUGAAUCAUAUCUUAUUUGCGGCCUGCCAUGUUUUUUGGUGAAGUUAGCUCUAGACUCACUUUCCAUGAAAGUGCUCUGUAGUUGGUAUGUUAACAUCAUGAGCUAAUCUUUUUUACAUGGCUGACAGCUAUGUUCUGUUUCAUUAGUAAAGAUGAGUGUAUUGCACAGCCAUACAAGUAUACAACCAAAUACCGUUAAUUAAUGCAACUGUGGUGCCAAGACUUGACUCAUGUGCUUCCUUGUAAGUUCCAUAUCAUCCUAGUUGUUACUUGGUAAAGCUAGCUGGUUUCGGUGCAUAGUUUAACUCUCUCUCGUUUGCUGCCUCCCUUGCUUUCUGUCUUCCUAGUUCCUUCCUUUUGAUGCAUUAUUAUUGCCCUUCAUUCCUCUGAGUCCAUCUGUUUGGUUUCUCCCCUGCGCAAGGCCUGCUUUUGCUCCUGCCAUUGUCGUGCUGUCUUAGGUGUGCGGGAGAGAUGUCGGGGUUGCUUGGCACGGUUGUUGAUGCGGCAAUAGGAUGGCUGGUGGAAAGCAUCCUUGGGAACUUCUUCACUGGACAUAUGGAAUCCUGGAUUCGUGAAAUUGGGCUUGCUGAAGAUGUGGAGAAGCUUAAAUUUCAGAUGAGGUACGUGCAGAUGGUUCUUGCUGCUGCCAAGGGAAGGAGGAUUGACAAUAUGCCUCUGGCCCAGUCACUGGAUGAUCUCAGAGAGCUGCUUUAUGACUCAGAGGACGUGAUGGAUGAGCUCGACUACUACCGACUCCAGCAACAGAUUGAAGAAGGGAAAGGUUGUACUGCUCCUACUGGUACUAAUCCUGAUGGAAGCUAUGUGUCCUCAUCCACUCUAUCUUCUGUUGUUAACUUAGUACUCAGCGCCACAAGCCAAAUAACUGAUUGGAUCUCACGCGGUAGAAAAAGGAAACGUGAAGAGGAAGGGCCAGCUCAUUGUAACAUACUGCCUUUUGAGAUUAAAGAUAACAUUUCUAAGAGGAUCAAUGUAAUAGUGAAUCUUCUACACAGUAAUGGCAAUUCUGUGCAGGGGGCUCUUCAGCUUGAGAUCUUGCGCCCCAUGGCAGCAUCAAGUAAGAGUCAGAAUAUUACCAGAAAUGCUCACAUGACAACUUCUCAUUCAAUUGAACGUCAGGUGUACGGGAGGGAUGCAGAAAGAGAUGAGAUAAUAGAUCUAUUGAUAAAGGGGGGAUGUAGUGAUCUGAAUAUUUUACCAGUGGUUGGCAUUGGUGGUAUUGGGAAGACGACGCUUGCUAGAUAUGUAUACCAUGAUGAAAGAAUUACAAAUCAUUUCGAUUUGAAAAUGUGGAUUUGUGUAUCCACAAACUUCAGUGAAAGGAGACUGACAAUUGAGAUCUUAGAGCAUGUCUGUGAAGAUAGACAAGAGUAUGAAAAUGUAAGCAAUUUCAAUGUACUGCAGGAGAUCCUUUUGAAGUACAUCAGAAAGAAAAGAUUUCUGCUUGUAUUGGAUGACAUGUGGGAAGACAAGGACAAGAUUGGAUGGAUUAAACUCUUGGCUCCAUUAAAAGGUAAUCAAGUAAGUGGUUGCAUGAUACUAGCAACAACUAGAAUGAAAUCAGUUGCAGAAAUGAUACAAACGAUGGAUGAAGUCAGAAUGAGUGGCCUCAAUGAAAAGGAAUUUUGGCUGUUAUUCAAGGCAUGUGCAUUUGGUAAUGAGAACUAUGAGGGUGAUCCUUAUUUGCAGUCUAUUGGCAAACAGAUUGCUAAAGCACUAAAGGGCUGCCCACUUGCUGCACAAAGUGUUGGUGCACUUUUGAACACAAGUGUUAGUCAUAAGCAUUGGAGGACAGUUCGGUUCAAAUGGAGAUCUCUUCAAGACGAUGCCAAUGAUAUUUUACCCGUCUUGGAGCUCAGUUAUGAUUAUCUACCAGUCCACCUUCAACACUGUUUCUCAUAUUGCUCUUUAUUUCCAGAGGACAAACAAUUUGAUGGGAAAGAAUUGGUCCAUGCUUGGAUAUCACAGAAUUUUGUGCAGUGUGAAGACCCUACCAUGAAAUUGGAGGAAACAGGGCAGCAAUAUUUGGAUAGAUUAGUUGAUUUGUGCUUCUUCCAAAAAGUUGGUUCAAAGUAUGUUAUGCAUGAUCUAUUGCAUGAAUUGGCAGGGAAAGUUUCAUCAAAUGAGUGUUCUACUAUACAUGGAUUGAAACAUGAGGCAAUUCGACCAAGUGUUCGCCAUUUGUCAAUCAUAACUACUGCUUUUGAUAAAGAUAAACCUGGCAGUUUUCCUAUUGAGAAGUUUGAUAAAAUACUUCAGAAGGUUGGACCUUCACAAAAAUUGAGGACUUUGAUGUUGUUUGGGCGAAGCAGCAUAAAUUUAUUAGGGUCCUUGCGUACUUUAUGCAGGAAGGCAAAAUGUUUGAGGUUCCUAAGAAUUUAUGUGACAGAUGCUGACAUCAGCUCUAUACACAGUUUGUUAAAUCCAUACCAUCUUCGCUAUCUUAAAUAUAUUCAUGUUGUCAUUACAGACAGAUCAUUGUAUAGAGUCUACGACAACACUAUGUUUCCUCAAGCAUCGACAAGAUUUUAUCACCUUCAAGUAUUGAAUGCUGGUAUUUCAGGCAAUUUUGCUGUGCCUUCUGAUAUGCAUAAUCUUGUUAAUUUGCGCCAUCUUAUUUCUCAUGAGAAAGUGCAUCAGGCAAUAGCUUGUGUUGGCAAUAUGACCUCUCUUCAGGAACUAAGUUUCAAGGUUCAAAAUGUUGGUAGUUUUGAGAUAAGCCAACUUCAGUACCUGAAUGAGCUUGUAGUACUUCAAAUUUCUCAACUUGAAAAUGUGAAUACUAAAGAAGAGGCCAGUGCGGCCAGCCUGUUAGACAAAGAGUAUCUAGAAACAUUGUCCUUGUCAUGGGAGGAUAACAGUACGAGCCUUCAACCAGAGGCAGCAAAGGAUGUGCUUGAAGGUCUUCAACCACAUCAGGAUCUCAAAACUCUAGAAAUAACUGGGUACGGUGGCGCUACCUCCCCAACCUGGCUUUCUAAUACUUCUUCACUCAUCUUACUGCGGAUACUUCAUCUAGAGAAGUGCAGGGAAUGGCAAAUUCUUCCAACUCCUGAAAUGCUUCCUUUCCUUAGGAAGUUAACGUUGAUCAGGAUGUUUAAUUUAUUGGAAAUCUCAGUUCCUUCCUUGGAAGAGUUGAUCUUGAUCGAUAUGCCAAAAUUGGAAAAAUGUACCGGUUCUUAUGGAAUGGAAUUGACCUACAAUUUAAGGGUUUUGAUGAUCAAGAACUGCCCUCAGCUGAAUGAGCUCACUCUUUUCCACAGUUACUCUUCUUUCGACGCUGAGCAGAAAUCAUGGUUUCCAUCUCUCAGGAAACUCUCCAUCGGGCAGUGUCCUCAUAUAUUAAACAACUGGCCAAUCCUCCCACUAAGUGAAAUGGGGGCGCUCAGUGAGUUGGAGUUGAUAGACCUACAUGUUGUCGGAGUUUCAGUUCCUUCUCUGGAGAAGUUGGUGUUGACUAAAAUUCCAAACCUGGAAUUUUGCAGCAGUCUAACGACCCAAGGAGAUCAAAUGGGAUGGUCAUCCAGUCUGCGUAGACUUACCAUCCAUGAUUGCCCUUGUUUGAUAGUGCCACACCCUCUUCCGCCUUCUGCUUUGAUUUCUGAGAUGUCCAUCAGGGGAGUUCUGGGAUUUGCAAAAAUGAGUAUAAAGCAUAGAUGGUUCACUAUCGAAUCUAAUGAGUUGAGUGUGCUGGAUGACAGUAUCUUGGCAUUCGAUAACCUUAGGGGCAUAACAUCGUUUGAAAUAAGAAACUGUCCAAAUCUGCUCUGUCUUUCAAGUGAAGCUUUCAGCCACCUCAUCGCUUUAGAGAUGGUACGUAUAAACAACUGCCCUAAUUUGACCAUGUCAAGCAUUAUGCCAGAGGUUGUCCAGGAAAACUGCACGUCUGCAAGCAGCCUAGUCCUCCCAUCUCUCAAAUCUGUCAACAUUAGCAAAUGUGGCAUAACUGGGAGAUGGCUAUCUCAACUGCUUUCGCAGUCGCGGUCCAUUGAGGAGUUGCUAUUAAGUAACUGUCCACAGAUAAAAUUCGCAUCUAUCAGUCAACCUACAGAAACGGAAGGAACCAGCAGUUUGGCUUCAGCAGUGAUGACCUCAGCCCAAGAUGAACAGGAAUUGAAACUGCCAUACAAUCUCCUACGUUCUCUCAAGAAGUUAUGGAUUCAGAUGACCAUGGAUCUGGAGUUCUCUGGGGGUUACAGAGACUUCGCAGGAUGCACCUCUCUUACACAGCUUUUCCUUGAUGGUUGCCCCAAGCUGGUCUCAUCAUUGGUGGAAACAAAAGAUGAUGGUACCAUGGAGGUUGGAUUACUCCCACCAUCACUUGAAGACCUUAGUAUCGGUCCUCUCCCAGAAAACUUGCAGUCAUUCACUCCUCAAGGCCUUUUGUACCUCAAAAAGUUACGUCUAUCUAAUGGCCCAUGUUUGAAGUCUGUACAGCUGCAUUCCUGUACGGCCCUAGAGGAGCUGAAUAUCAUGAGGUGUGUCCAGCUGGCUGUACUGGAGGGCCUGCAGUUUCUCAACUCCCUUCGAACCUUGAAGAUGGAGAUGACUUCCAAGCUUUCUUCUGCAUGGGUUCUCAAACUGCAGGAGCAAGAACAGGGUGGGAAUCAAAUUCAGCUGCUUCCUCCAUCACUUGAUAAACUUGAGCUCUGGGCUCUCACGGAUAGGGUCCAAUCCCAUCUUCUGUCCCGCCUUCCCGCCAUGACCAAAUUAGCAGUACGGAGAAGUCCAGAACUGACAUCUCUACAGUUGGCAUGCUGCACGGCACUGAAAGAGUUGGAAAUUGGACACCCUAACUCCCUUGUGUCGAUCAAGGGCCUCCAGUUCUGUAGAAACCUGACAUCCUUGAAAGUAUUUAACUCCCCUGGCCUAGCUUCCUGUUUGGAGCUUGUGUCGCAUCAGCAAGGGGCCUCUGAGAUCUGGUCUGGACUGAAAACUCUUGAGAUUGAUGACGCAUCUAUACUUUCCAUGCCCUUCUGCAAACAGCUCACAUCUCUAACACACCUAGUGUUCAGUUGUCAAGGUAGUGAACAGAGAGAGAGCUUGGUGAGCCUAACAGGGGAACAAGAGAGAGCGUUACAGCUUCUAACCUCCCUCCAAAAACUUGAAUUCUGGGGGUACACGAAUCUCUUGUCACUUCCUGCAAACCUUCAUAGCCUGAUCUCCCUUGAGAGGUUAUUUAUCUUUCGUUGUCAGUGCAUCACAAGGCUGCCAGACAUGGGCCUCCCAACUUCGCUCAGAUCUCUUGAGUUAUCCUAUUGCAGUGAGGAGCUAGGUAUGCACUGCAGAAUUGCAGCAACGGAGAAGCUAAUAGUGAGGAUUGAUGGUCAGUAUGUGAAUUAAUCACCAAUAUCUACUUCUAAGACUGCAGCCACCCCAGAUGUUGUACAUAUUUCUGUGCUCGCUGUCAACGGCACAUCUGUGACAAGUGCCAUAUUCGGUUUCCCACGAGCUACUCUAGCUUCAUGAUGGACGGAUGCAGGAAACCGUAUGUUGAAAGUGCAAGUCUUUUUUGUUUAUCAGGGGCAUUAUGACCUUUUGCUCAUCUUGUGUCUCUUCUAGUCGGUGGCUGGCCGUGAGCUAUGCUAUAGCAAGCCUUACCAUGUAAAACCACACAGCGGACUGCUGGAACCAACCUCACGCAGGAUGCUUAAUGUUACCAUGUUACAUCGCCGCAUUUGGAAUAUGCGGUCAACCAGGACUACCUGAUAGCUACGCAUUAAUUUACUGGUUGCCUGACUACCAUUUCUGGUAUGGAUUGGCAGUUGGAGCAUGUCCAUCAGAAACUGAAGAAGCUACAGAAAAUCAGUCGGUGAUGAUCUCGUUCAAGAACUGGAGGCUGAAGUAAGCACCGUCUUGUUUCGCUUCCUCCAUCAUCUGCUCAGUUCAUGGUCUCCUCUACUGCCUUCUUGCUUCUCAGCAGUGCAUUGGGUGAUACUGAGCUCAUGCUAUCGAUGAAUGGAUGGAGGUGGAUGUCCAUGGUGGGGUCGUCACCGAAUUUGACGUUGCUGGAGAUGUUCUCGUCGAGCUCGGCGAAGAGAGCCUUGUCACCGUUCAUGUAGCUCGAGGCACCCGUGUGGAGAAUACGGGAGAUGCUAGGCCUUGUAGAAAGCUUUGGAUAAGAAGAUAGGAAAAGAAGCCGCCCUGUUUGUAUAUCGUUCUGCGAUAGAUCCGCACGACUCCAACACCGUCAGAUUUAGAUCG
Molecule: messenger RNA, 7258 nt
Organism: Triticum dicoccoides
Lineage: Eukaryota; Viridiplantae; Streptophyta; Magnoliopsida; Poales; Poaceae
Product: disease resistance protein RGA2-like
Exons: 6
Coding region: 1508-6397 (1629 amino acids)
Molecular function (GO): ADP binding
Source: RefSeq, a predicted model, not a curated record